Molecule: messenger RNA, 327 nt
Organism: Microtus ochrogaster (prairie vole)
Lineage: Eukaryota; Metazoa; Chordata; Mammalia; Rodentia; Cricetidae
Product: protein S100-A15A
Biological process (GO): endothelial cell migration
Cellular component (GO): extracellular exosome; cytoplasm
Molecular function (GO): chemoattractant activity; calcium ion binding; calcium-dependent protein binding
Source: RefSeq, a predicted model, not a curated record
AUGCCAGACACACCGGUGGAGGACUCCCUCUUCCAAAUCAUACACUGCUUCCACCACUAUGCCGCCCGGGAGGGAGACGUGGAGACCUUGUCCCUAGAGGAGCUGAAAGCCCUGCUCCUGGAGAGCGUGCCGCGCUUUAUGGACACCCUGGGCCGCAGGCAGCCAUACUACAUCACGGAGCUGUUCCAGGCAGCUGACAAAAACAAGGACAACCAGAUCUGCUUUGACGAGUUCCUGUACAUCCUGGGCAAACUGGUGAAGGACUAUCACCUGCAGUUCCACCGGCAGCUCUGCACACACUACUGUACCCAGCACAACCUUUACUAG